AUGCUCAUAUUUGGAGUCAUCAUAACUCCUCUUCUCAAUGGUAGAAACUAUCAUUCUUGGGCACGAUCGAUGAAACUUGUGUUGCGAUCGAAGAAUAAAAUAGGCUUUGUUGACGGAACCCUAACCGAACCAGUAACUACUAGUCCUCUUCAUGAAGCAUGGUUGAGGUGCAACACCAUGGCUCUCUCGUGGAUUCAACACUCUGUUAGACAUUCAAUCGUAAAAUCUAUUAUGUGGAUUGAUCACGCUGCUCAAGUGUGGAAGGAUCUUUAUGAUCGAUUCUCACAGGGCGAUAUAUUCAGAAUUGCAGAAUUGCAAAAAGACUUCUAUAAAUUGAGUCAAGGUCUAAAUGAUCAAUAUGCUCAAGUCAGAUCCCAAAUUAUGCUACAUGAUCCUUUGCCUAGUAUAAACAAGGUUUUCUCUAUGCUUAUUCUACAAGAAAGACAGUUGAGUGCAUUGUCGAUUAAUGACAUCAAUUCUGAUCCUAAGGCUUUUGCUUUGAACUCUAAUCAAAGAUCACAUAAUAGAAUGAAUUCUAGCUAUGGAGGUUCCCAGGAAAGAGGAAAUUCUUCAGGUGGAAGGAUAAAGGUCGAUAUCAAGGGACAACUAAAGGAAACAGAUUCUGCACUCAAUGUAAACGAAAUAAUAACAUAG
This is a messenger RNA of Andrographis paniculata, 654 nucleotides long. RefSeq lists its product as uncharacterized. The coding region runs from base 1 to 654 and encodes 217 amino acids. The record is from RefSeq and is a predicted model, not a curated record. The transcript has 2 exons. Lineage: Eukaryota; Viridiplantae; Streptophyta; Magnoliopsida; Lamiales; Acanthaceae.